AUGAUCGAGCCUAACAAAUCAAUCACUUUCCCGGCCCCUGAGGAUCCAUUAGACGCUGUCGUCGCAAUUCUAUCACACCAAAAAUCAAAGAACCACUAUAUCUACGAACGAGAAGAAACAUGGUAUAUCGGGCUAGACAGCUACGCUUCCCUGAUCGUGAGCUCCAAUGGUGCACAACUGACCCGGUCUUUCCGAAAUGAAGACGAACAGGCCUUCUCGAUUACUGAGCCUCUACCUGUCCUUGCGCGGGACUUCAUCUCGGAUUACUCCUCCCACAGCAAUAUCUUUGGUCACGUCGGGUUCAAUUACUCGGCUCAUGUCUUUGGUCAGCCGUAUGUGCCUGGGCAAUGGCCGCUGCUAAGUCUUAUGGUGCCGUGCACCCAGGUGGCCGUUUCUCGAGAUGGGAUAACCGUAUCUGGCCAUGUGGAGGAGGAGAUUCGAUCAUUGUGCAAAUUCUUGAAGGUCUACCUCUCGCAUGCAAGUCCAGCGAAAGAUACGAAGCCCGCCUGCGAAAUGAUGAUCGAUCUCCGGGUCAAUGAAACCGAGUACAAGGAUCGAGUUUCCACCGCAGUAUCGGAGAUCCAAUGUGGGCACUACGCCAAGGUCGUUCCGUCGCGCAUCGUGCAUCUUCCGGGCCGGGUGGACAUGCUGGCCACGUUACAGCACGGCCGUCGCUCGAAUACCCCGGCUCGAACCUUCUCCUUCAAUCAUAGGGGCUUCCAAGCUACUGGCUUUAGUCCUGAGUUGAUCGUAUCGAUCACGGGUCGCGAUGUCCGUACGGAAGCAGUAGCCGGGACGCAGUUGCGCGACAACACGACAGAUCCCAACGGCGCUCCGAGUGGACUGUUAAACGACCCCAAAGAGGUGAUGGAGCAUGUCGACGCCAUUAGAGGCUCCAUGAAACGGCUCACGCGGGUCUGUUCCCCGAGAACCAUCGCUGUCAGCGACUUCCUAUCGGUCGUGGAUCGCGGAAACGUCCAGCAUCUCUGCUCCCAUGUUUCCGGACGUCUCUUCCCGGAUAAAGAUGGCUGGGACGCUCUGCCGGGACUAGCGAUUGCUGUGCCAGGGGAUGAAGCGCGCUGUAUCUCGAAGGAAGAGGCUAUGCAUAAAUUCGAGCCCGUGCCGCGAGAACUGUACUGUGGAGCUAUGGUUAUGAUUGAUCCGAGCGCGGAUUUCUUUGAGGCGACCCUCGCUUUGCGCAGUGUGUUUCAGGAUCAGAAGCGUCAGUGGCUUCAGGGCGGAGCUGGCAUAUCUGCUCAUUCGGAUCCUGAUCGCGAGUUUGUGGGAACGUGCGAGAAAUUGGCUAGUGUUGACCCUUAUGUGGUUCCGGAAUCGCCGCUCUGUCGAGAAGGUGAGCGAUGGAAACGGUCAACAUAA
Molecule: messenger RNA, 1377 nt
Organism: Aspergillus affinis
Lineage: Eukaryota; Fungi; Ascomycota; Eurotiomycetes; Eurotiales; Aspergillaceae
Product: putative salicylate synthetase
Exons: 1
Coding region: 1-1377 (458 amino acids)
Biological process (GO): L-tryptophan biosynthetic process
Molecular function (GO): oxo-acid-lyase activity; isochorismate synthase activity
Source: RefSeq, a predicted model, not a curated record